Messenger RNA from Cephus cinctus (wheat stem sawfly), 1965 nucleotides. Its product is annotated as cytochrome P450 9e2-like. The record is from RefSeq and is a predicted model, not a curated record. Gene Ontology annotation, molecular function: monooxygenase activity; oxidoreductase activity, acting on paired donors, with incorporation or reduction of molecular oxygen; heme binding. NCBI's taxonomy places the organism in Eukaryota, Metazoa, Arthropoda, Insecta, Hymenoptera, Cephidae. Bases 73 to 1590 code for a protein of 505 amino acids. The transcript has a single exon.
AGAGCGCAUCAAGCCAGUGCGCAGUACGAAAGUUGCAUUGCGAGUGGGAACAGUCGUCCAGUUCUUUCCGCGAUGGAGUAUUUGUUGUAUGCAUUGCAAUGUGUCCUCGUUAUUGUCAGCUUCUCUUUCGCUGUUCAAAUUUACCGUCAAUACACCUAUUGGAAGAGGCGUGGUAUUCCAUACUUGGAAGUGAUACCACUUAUUGGAAAUCAGGCGCCGGUCCUGUUAAAACUGAAAACUCUUCCCGCAUUUAUAAUGGACAUGUAUAACCGAUACCCUGAUGCAAGAUUCUUCGGCCUGAUGGAUUUUAAUAAACCUGUCAUCUUGAUUAGGGACCCUAAAUUGGUUCUCGACAUUGGCGUGAAGAAUUUCGAAAACUUUCCAAAUCACAGGAGCUUCAUCGACGAGAAGAUGGACAAGCUUUUUGCGAAGAAUAUCUUUUUUCUUCGCGACGAACGCUGGAAGGAAAUGAGGGCGACGCUGAGUCCCAGCUUUACCGCCAGCAAGAUGAAGUUCAUGUUCGAAUUGAUUUCCAAGACUUCCAAGGAUUUCGUCACAUAUCUACUCGAGCAUCCGGAAGAGACAAAGUCCAUCGAGACGAAAGAUGCCUUCACGCGAUACACAACCGACGUGAUCGCCACUGCAGCUUUCGGCAUAAGCGUCAACUCGAUGCGCGACAAAGAUAAUGACUUCUAUGUCAACGGAAAAGAUAUAAUUAGUUUUGAGCAAAUCUGGAAAAUCAUUAAGGUUGUUCUAUUUUGUACAUGUCCGAGUAUUAUGCGAUUGACGCGUCAAAGUUUCAUAUCACGCGACAAGACGACAUUUUUUAGGACGAUCAUCCAAGAUGCUAUUAAGGUUAGAGAGGAGAAGGGAAUCGUCAGACCGGAUAUGAUUCACUUGCUGAUGCAGGCCAGAGAUAACGAACGUGUAACAUUGUCCACCGAUGACAUCGUGGCUCAAGCUUUUAUAUUCUUUGUGGCUGGUUUCGAUACUUCCUCGACUUUGAUGUGUUACAUGCUUCAUGAACUGGUGCUCAAUCCUGACGUUCAGCAAAAGCUUCGCGAAGAGGUUGAUCAGGUGACUUCUGGUGCCGACGACGAGGUCACCUAUGAGAUGUUACAGAAGAUGAAGUACAUGGACAUGGUCAUCUCUGAAACUCUACGAAAACAUCCUCCAGUUUCUUUCAUCGAUCGUGUCUGUGUCAAGAGUUUUAAGCUUCCGCAGUCAAUGCCAGGGUACAAUGAUGUCACAGUUGAGAAGGACUCCAGUAUGUGGUUUCCAGUGCGUGCUCUUCAUUAUGAUCCACAAUAUUUUCCGGAUCCAUAUAAAUUUGAUCCUGAAAGAUUUAACGAUGAGAAUAAGAACAAAAUUGUGCCUUGCACUUAUUUGCCCUUUGGACUGGGUCCUCGAAAGUGUAUUGGAAAUAGAUUCGCGUUGAUGGAGACGAAAAUAAUCAUGACGCAUUUGAUACAAAACUUUGUGUUUGAACGAACGGAAAAGACUCUCGAUCCGACUAAGUUUACCCUAAAAAGUUUUAGUAUUACACCGAAAGAAGGUUUUUGGCUUCGGUUAAAGCCACGAAAGAUUUAGGAUGUUUUCUCCUAUUUUCAUUAUUAUUUUUUUGAUUACAUAAUUCGCUUAGAAAUUUUAUUUGAUCAAUAUUAGCGAUCAUGUUCUACGUAUUAUUUCUUACACGUCCAAGUGACAGUAUUAUUUAAAGGAGAACUUUGGUGAAUGUUGGAAAAUAAUAUGUAAUAUUAAAUAAGACAAAUAUUUGUGUACCAUGUAAAUGCAUUAUAUGAAUUAAAUAAAUUGUUACAUUGCACGGUUCUGUAUAGACGAGUAAUGUAAUGUGUAUGGGUAAGUAGACUGUUACGGGUUAGACUACCUGGGGGGUAGCACGUGAGGGUCUCCCUUUGUUUUGGCUGUCUUAAAGUUGUCAUCAAUAAACAAUAAUAAAUUCGA